GAGGGUUCAUGAAAAGUUGCGUUAAUUUGAUUUCCUGUUGCUUAUUUAACCAAAUAUUUGCGAGUUGAGCGGAUUGAAGUGGAUAUCAAAUAUACAUAGUAGUUGCUUCAUCAUAAUCGCGAUUCGGCUCAUUGACACGAUAAAAUAUUUUUGUUGUAUAUCAACCUGAUCUGAAAUGCUUUGCAUCCAUCAUGAGCCAGACCGCCUGGGGAAACUAAAAGAGUUUGAAACCAGAUGUAUUCAGUAGAAAAAUCUUGAUAACAGAGAACGACUUCAAGAAAAAAUUGACAUAAAGCUGAUGGUGGAUACGACCAGGCACUGAUUGACGACUGACCUCAACCUAACAAAGGUUGAAAGAUCUUUUUAGAAGGAGUUUAUUACGGUUUUGUAAGGAUUUCUAGCCGUAAUGAAUGUGCAAAACAAUAAUUCUGAUGGGGAGGACAACAUAUCGCCUGCGAUGAACCAAGCUUACUACGAGGAGCCAUUUGUCCUUAUGGCCGCUCGCCUAACUUUCGAGGUGAUGUUAGCCCUCAUGGGCCUUGUUGGGAACAUAACGGUAUCAUUUGUGAUAUCAAGACAACGAAAAUUUCGCUCGGGGCUGAAACUUUACAUUAGAAAUCUGGCCUUGGCAGACAUUGGGAUCUUGGCUAUCAGUUUUCCUAUUGCCGUGGUGAAAGAGCAGCUUCCACUGCAUUGGCCAUUUGGUAAAGUGGUAUGUUUAUAUUUUUAUCCCUUAGCAGAAGUCUUUCAUGGAGUCUCCGUUUGGUCCAUUACCGCUAUAGCUAUUGAACGCUACAGAAAAAUCACUACCUCUAACGGAUUUCGUUACAGCACCUAUAUCUCUACAAAGCCUUUAAAAUGGGGAAUUGUUGUGAUUUGGAUCGUUUCGUUUCUUGUUGUGACUUUCCCGUUGCUUUUUGUGAUGAAUUUUGUGGAAAAUGCUACUGAGACGUACUGUGAUGUCGUUUGGUCUCACGCAGUGCACAGUGUAUACAUCAUAUCUUUGACAAUCUUUUGGUACCUGCUGCCUCUGGCAAUCAUCGUUUUUACCUAUGCUAAGAUUACCAGACAGAUACAACAAAGCAACAACUUCCAUAGAUCAAGUAUUAAACGGCGUUCAAGGGAGAAGAACGUCCGAGAUCCUCGUAUUUCUAUGCGUUUUGCGGAGGAGGAAAAGAGAAUGCGGCAGAAUUCGAAGGCCAAGAAACUUCUCACACCCAUAGUGCUAGUAUUCACGAUCUCCAUGCUUCCACUGAAUUUUCUCCGAGUUUUGCUGCUAUUCUGGGAAGAAUUCUUCUUCGAGAAAUUCUUCUGGCUCAUCUAUAACAUCUGUGUUAUUGGUGUUGUAAUUAACUCAGCAUCCGAUCCGCUGAUCUAUUCAAUAGUGUCUAAGGAUUUCCGAUUGGAGCUGAAGGAAAUCUCUUCUCGGUUUACCAAUAGGUUGCAGAAUGUCGUUAAGCUAAGAAGAGAUAAGAAAAAUAGCAUUUGUGACAAGAAGUUCGAAACGGGUGGAAUCCCUCGAGAAUACAAUCUUGACGAAGAGAGUGCAAUUUUAGUUACCCCCGUUUAAAAAAUAUGUACUUGCUGUGAAAACACAAAAUUAAUGAGCGGACAUUAGCGCUGCAUUAUCACUGGCACCAUAUGCUUGUGCAAAUUUGUAAAUAAACACAUGAUUACUCCAUUAUCUCCAGAUGAUGAUAUUUGUACAAAUUUUAGCAAUCAUAAAGUUAGAUCGUUGUACGUGAUGUCAAUACCAUGUCAUUAGAGAAAGUUUCUUUCAUGCCUAAGGACUUUCAAGUGGUUAUCUACUUAUGUAAGUGAAAUAUUGACAAGCUGAUUGCGAAAAUGUAAAGAGCAACGUAGACAUCUGCGAUAUUUCUGUCAUUACGGAAGACGUCGGUGACAGAGAACAGUCUAGAUGUUGCAGCUGGUCAGUUCGCCCUUUCAUUACUCAGUGACCGAAAAGAAGUUUCUCCGUACGAUAUUUAUUUUAAACAAAAAUGGGGCAGAAAGGAAGAUUAUUAAAUAUUGGUACACCAAAAUCUCAUGAAAGAUGUCUGAUAUACAAUGCAGAAAAUUUAUAGGUUGAUCUUGGGAGUGAAACGGUGGGGUUCAUGAUGAUAAAUCUCCCACACGGCUCCCAACUGGAAUAUAUGACCAGAUGUACAGGGAAUUUUUCAAUCAGGGGACUCUCGAAGUAACGUGUUUUGUACGUAAAUCAAAAUUGUUUAUAAUAGCUUCGCUGUUUCCUUCACGUGGACCGAAAUAUUGCCCAAUAAAAGCUGUCUGAAGCAAGGGACUUUGA
Messenger RNA from Pocillopora damicornis (cauliflower coral), 2305 nucleotides. Its product is annotated as neuropeptide Y receptor type 6. Gene Ontology annotation, cellular component: membrane. Gene Ontology annotation, biological process: G protein-coupled receptor signaling pathway. Gene Ontology annotation, molecular function: G protein-coupled receptor activity. The record is from RefSeq and is a predicted model, not a curated record. NCBI's taxonomy places the organism in Eukaryota, Metazoa, Cnidaria, Anthozoa, Scleractinia, Pocilloporidae.